CGUGCAAGGGUUAAAACUUAAAACGAUUUCGUUGUCAAUAGAUGUUGCAAUUUGUAUGGUGCACUCUGAGAUCGCAGAACGUCAAAGGGAUCAAAUGCAUGUCUGCGAUCGACAAAUCAUUGAUUGUCCCGCUUGCAAAAAGAAAAUACAACAGGAUGGUCAAGUAUUUAAAUCAAUCAGAAGCUAUUAACAUUGACAAAGACCUAUUUGAGAAAUACAGAUUUAGCGUAGAUCAAUUGAUGGAGUUAGCCGGACAAAGCUGCGCUGUUGCAAUUGCAAGAUCUUACCCAUUGUUGCUGGAAGACUCCUCUAGUAGAGUACUGGUGUGCUGUGGACCUGGCAACAACGGUGGCGACGGCCUGGUUUGUGCGAGACACCUCAAGCUCUUUGGAUACUCACCAGAGAUCUAUUAUCCGAGGAGGACGAAUAACGAGCUGUAUCAAAGACUGUUGCAUCAAUGUAUCGAGAAUGGUGUUCCUAUACUAGAGAAUCAGUGUAUCGAGAAAGCAACUGACUCGACAGUUUUGCACAAAUACGCGAUUGUAGUGGAUGCUCUCCUGGGAUUUAGUUUCAGACCGCCAGUGAGAGAGCCGUUUGUCCAUAUUAUCGACAUGUUAAAAAGCACUACAAGCGUGCCUAUUUGCAGCGUGGAUAUACCGUCGGGUUGGGAUGUCGAGAGUGGCCCACCCAAGGACGGUGGCAUAAAACCGCAAAUGCUGAUCUCUCUAACGGCACCAAAAAUGUGUGCGUCAAAGUUUAAUGGGAAAUUUCAUUAUCUAGGUGGACGAUUUGUGCCUGAGAAAUUAGAAUCACAGUAUAACCUCAAUCUACCGAAAUAUACCAACACAGACUUUGUCGUUCGACUGCAAUGACAAACGUUUACAAAUCCAGUUCUGUGCAUCAGAAAAAUGCAUUUAAAUUUAUCAUAUGACAAACUGUCAUUACAUAUUCGAUGAAAGAAACAUUGAAACAUAUUUCUGAUCAAAUGUAAUUUAUAUUUCUCGUUGUUUUCUUAUUGUUUACG
Molecule: messenger RNA, 1024 nt
Organism: Cyphomyrmex costatus
Lineage: Eukaryota; Metazoa; Arthropoda; Insecta; Hymenoptera; Formicidae
Gene: Naxe
Product: NAD(P)HX epimerase
Exons: 1
Coding region: 42-872 (276 amino acids)
Cellular component (GO): mitochondrion
Molecular function (GO): NAD(P)HX epimerase activity
Source: RefSeq, a predicted model, not a curated record